AUGAAGCAAGAAAAAAUAGGGUUUUUACUAUUAGAUUGUACCUCAAAAUUCUCAUCAAUAGAUACAUCUCUCUCUUUCUCUAGACUCCUCUCUUCUUCCACCACCACAUCACUCUUAUCUCCCAAAACCAAAACCCUCUCUUCCAAUUUUACCCUCCCCCUCAAACUCAACCGUUUCAACCCAAAACCUCUCCAAUUUUCCACUUCAUCCAAAAUCUCCGCCACCAUCUCCGUCGGCGACAAACUUCCCGAAUCCACCUUCUCAUACCUCGACCCCGCCGGCGAAGUCCAAACCAUAACAGUUUCCGACCUAACAAAAGGCAAAAAAGCCGUUCUCUUCGCCGUUCCAGGAGCUUUCACACCAACAUGCUCACAGAAACACUGCCAGCUUAUCAUGUGCGAUUGUUCCAGCUUAAUAGGGUGUUUUAGAUUCGUUUUUCAAAAGCUUUGCGCGCGUAAAUUGAUUCUGAUUAUGGGAAUACUAUGCGGCUUUGUUUCUAGCAAUUGGGCUGAAUCAGUCAUCCAAUUCGAUUUCGAAAUGGCAACCCAAUUUGACAUGUUGUGCGAUGUUCUUCCUGGGCAUAAUUCAUGGAAGUUCAAAGUUCGUGUCCUCCGUAUGUGGGCAAUUUCUUCUUUUAUGAAGCCUAAUGAGUUGAACUCUAUGGAAAUGGUGCUGAUAGAUGAGAAGGGAGGUAAGAUUCAUGCCUUGAUAAGGAAAGAAUUGGUUUACCUAUUCCAGAAUAAAUUAAAGGAAGGGGAAGUUUAUAAGCUAUCAAACUUUGAUGUUGUUCCAGUCGUUGGAUUUUAUCGUACAACUCUGCACCUUACAAAUUGA
Molecule: messenger RNA, 834 nt
Organism: Trifolium pratense (red clover)
Lineage: Eukaryota; Viridiplantae; Streptophyta; Magnoliopsida; Fabales; Fabaceae
Exons: 4
Coding region: 1-834 (277 amino acids)
Biological process (GO): cellular response to oxidative stress; cell redox homeostasis; hydrogen peroxide catabolic process
Cellular component (GO): cytoplasm
Molecular function (GO): thioredoxin peroxidase activity
Source: RefSeq, a predicted model, not a curated record